GAGAAGAAACCACUAUCUUUCUGGGUCUCUCACAAUGGCAGGAUUGGUGUUAUCAGGAUGUGGCAUUAAACCUUUACCCCAAUCUUUUGCCAUACCCACAAAAGGGAUUAUCAUCAACAACACCCACCCAUCAAAACUCAUCUUUUCACACUCUAAAGAUCCAAUCUUUUCAUCAAGAACAACGAACCCAUUUAGGUUUUCAAAUUGGGCAGUCAAAGUGAGCGCUCCAUUAAGAAUUCCAUCACUAGAUGAACAACAUUUAGAGGGUGAAAGAGACAAUAGAAGUACCAGUUCGGAUGAAGAAUUUGUAAAGAAAGAAGAUGAAUUUGAUGCAGGGUCACCACCGCCAUUCAAAUUGGGUGAUAUUAGGGAAGCUAUUCCGAAGCAUUGUUGGGUGAAGGAUCCAUGGAGGUCUAUGAGUUAUGUUGUAAGGGAUGUUGCUAUUGUUCUUGGUUUAGCAGCAGCUGCAGCUUAUCUUAACAAUUGGCUUGUUUGGCCACUUUAUUGGGCUGCUCAAGGGACCAUGUUUUGGGCUCUGUUUGUGCUUGGCCAUGAUUGUGGCCACGGGAGCUUCUCAAACAAUCCGAAGCUAAAUAGCGUGGUUGGGCAUCUUCUACAUUCUUCAAUUCUUGUGCCUUAUCAUGGAUGGAGAAUCAGCCAUAGAACACAUCAUCAAAAUCAUGGGCAUGUGGAAAAAGAUGAGUCAUGGCACCCGUUAUCCGAGAAAACGUUCAAGAGUUUGGAUUGGAUGACGCGAACAUUGCGCUUCACCCUCCCUUUUCCAAUGCUUGCUUAUCCUUUUUACUUGUUGAAUAGAUCUCCCGGAAAGAGUGGUUCACACUUUCACCCAGAUAGUGAUUUGUUUGUCGCCGUUGAGAAAAAAGACGUGAUCACUUCAACAAUUUGUUGGACGGCCAUGGCUGCCAUGCUUGUCGGUUUGAACUUUGUUGUUGGUCCAAUGCAAAUGCUAAAACUCUAUGGCAUUCCGUAUUGGAUAAACGUUAUGUGGUUGGAUUUCGUUACCUACUUGCAUCACCAUGGUCAUGAAGAUAAACUUCCUUGGUAUCGUGGAAAGGAGUGGAGUUAUCUAAGGGGAGGACUCACCACCAUUGAUCGUGAUUACGGUUGGAUUAAUAACAUCCAUCACGACAUUGGAACUCACGUCAUUCACCAUCUCUUUCCCCAAAUCCCGCAUUAUCACCUGAUUGAGGCCACGGAGGCUGCAAAGCCGGUGCUCGGAAAAUAUUAUCGAGAACCAAAAAGAUCGUGGCCGCUCCCUUUCCACUUGCUCGGUGAACUCAUCACAAGCAUGAAAAAAGACCAUUAUGUUAGUGAUACCGGAGACGUUUUGUACUACCAAACCGACCCCAAACUUAGCGGGUCAAAGAGGAGGUAAAGGUUACUGAUUUAUACAUUGUUUUUUGCUCGGAAUGACGAUCGUGUGCGUUAUUUCAAGCAACAUUCUUUUGCUAUUAGAAUCCAUCUGUAGGGCAAUUUGAUAAUUGGUUGGGUGUUUGAUAUAUUAAUAGGGUUUAUAGAUACAAGUCUAUUCUUUUAGUUGAUUUGUUUUAGUUAUUCCCAAAUUUUCAUGUAACAUUUACAUUGAUUUGUUUUGGAAAAUUCAAAGCAAAUGGA
Molecule: messenger RNA, 1635 nt
Organism: Cynara cardunculus var. scolymus (artichoke)
Lineage: Eukaryota; Viridiplantae; Streptophyta; Magnoliopsida; Asterales; Asteraceae
Product: sn-2 acyl-lipid omega-3 desaturase (ferredoxin), chloroplastic-like
Exons: 8
Coding region: 35-1396 (453 amino acids)
Biological process (GO): lipid metabolic process
Molecular function (GO): oxidoreductase activity, acting on paired donors, with oxidation of a pair of donors resulting in the reduction of molecular oxygen to two molecules of water
Source: RefSeq, a predicted model, not a curated record